Messenger RNA from Sycon ciliatum, 2932 nucleotides. RefSeq names its product thioredoxin-related transmembrane protein 2-B-like. The transcript has 7 exons. NCBI's taxonomy places the organism in Eukaryota, Metazoa, Porifera, Calcarea, Leucosolenida, Sycettidae. The record is from RefSeq and is a predicted model, not a curated record. The coding region runs from base 274 to 972 and encodes 232 amino acids.
UUGUGUGCACAGCUUCAUCCAAUCACAGAACAUUUCGUAGUUUGCUAUUUGUCGUGUUGGCCACGAAUAAACUAGUUGAUUCCUUUGAAGAGAAUCAGCUGAAACCACUGCGAUAGUACAGCUUGAGAUCGUGUCGAGUUCCAGAAUAAAGAGCAUCAGGAAUUCUAGGGAGAUCAGUACAUUAUUAAUUUUAUUAUACUACUAGCGCAUGGUAGUCUUUCUGCAGUGCUGUGGGUCUAGCUCCUGGACUGUGGCAAUUGUUUCAGUUGAAAUAUGGCGAUAUCGCAGACGCUAGUUCUUGAUAUUGUCCUGUCCAUAAGCUACGGGUGCUGCCGAUUAGUAAAGCCGCUGUGUGAAAUUCUUCCACCUCAGCAAUGUGGAUUAGAUCAGUCUUCUGGCCAGAGUGACCAAGAGGUCUAUACUGUUGUCUUGCUGGCUGCUAUGCUAAGAACACACCGGUCAGGAUCAUGGAGUAACCUCAUGCCAAAGGUCUUCUUUUUCCUCAAAUUAGCGAACAUUUUUCUUUUCUACCGCAUGGAUGUUCGCAUGUUGGUCGUAUAUAUGGUGUUCCUGCUCAUCGGUUACCUGCUGCAAGGUCCUGGCGAGGAUGGAGGUGAUGUCAAUACCAGCUCAGCGAAAGGAUGCCAAGUGCGUGUCUAUACUGGCAAGGAGCUGACGGAAUAUCUUAGCAGUGCAGCAGAUGAUGCAAUACCUCUUCUCGUUGCUUUCCACGCGUCUUGGUCUCCUCCAAGUCAAGCGCUUGUCAAGCUUUUCCAGGAGAUGGCUUCUUCAGGCUUGUAUUCGUCAUGUGUCAAAUUUGCUACCGUUGAAGUCAGCCAUGAUCUGGUGACAGCAAGAAGUAACAGCGGCACAGUGACACGCACAGACAGCAGCUGGACCAAACCACUCAAUCAAAGCCAAAAUUCUUAUGCCAAGCUAGCUCUCUCACACUCAUUUACUGCAUUAAUUUAAUCAUCAAGCAUGUAUGCAAUCCUCAGUUUCUGAUGUGUGUAAUCGCAUCGCCACAUCAUUGAAGGCCACUCUUGUUUAGUUGUUUGUUUGUAGUGCUUCUGUGCAGCAGAGUGUCAGAGCCUAAUGAUGGUGAGAUGAGUAUUUAGCACUUUCUCUUGGAAGUGGUACUCAAGUCUUCAUUGACUGGCUGUACUCAAGUCUUCAUUGACUGGCUGUACUCAAGUCUUCAUUGACUGGCUGUACUCAAGUCUUCAUUGACUGGCUGUACUCGAGUCUUUCUUCAUUGACUGGCUGCAUACAAUUCGUCCCACAAUAAUAGUACUACAUUUGUACUUCAAGUACAUGUUGUAGUGCACUUGGGGCGGUGGAGCAGUGGGACAUGGGGCAUCCUGACACUGGAUCCCGGAACGUCUUUAUCCCUGUGCUUACCGGUCACUACAAGUACUUGAGAGAAGUUAGUCGUGGCUUCAGCUAUUUUCUAACACACUGCCAACGCACUGCAAGGUGGCAUGGCAUUCCUGGUUUGGGCUGCCAGCCACACUUCACACUCAAUUUGUCAUGGUUGGUUUACAAGGUGGUGAUUGUUUGAGCAUUGCCCUGCCCAUCCCAUAGCCUGCAUAGGUUGGCGGUUGGUUGGUGUUGCAGCUACUUUUUGCCAGAUUGGCGUGGAUGUGGAUGUGGUAUGGCGCUAGUGUUCCGUCAUUGCUGCUUGUCCUCACCAAGAUGAUACAACUACUGUAUACUGAUUAGUGGCCGGGAACGGCAUGUAUUAAUAUGUAUUAAUGGAAUCAGUGAUAGGCUGUCUUGUGGCGGCGGCCACUGCUGCUACUCCAGCACACCAAUGGCUAGUUUGCACACGUAUGCACAAGAGCUCUAGAGCGUAGAGGCAGCUGGCUUCCGUACAUGUACGCGUAUCGUAUGUACUUCACAACAAGAAGUAGAUUCCUUUGAUAUGUUGUGUCAGUAGAAGCAUUAUAACAGUCCAGUAGAUAGUGUUGGUAUAAGUAGUUAGAGCAGCACCAUGAUGAUUUAGUCUGCCAGCAGAACAAGUAGUUGCUGACCAUUAAUUAUAGUGGCAUUACUAUGGCAUACUAGUUCUGUAGUAAGUGAGCUAAUGAUCUAGGCUCACGUGUUGACUCAAAGAACGUUAUCGUGUUGGGUGAGUGCCGGGUCCGCCGAGUCCUGUGAUCGGAAAUCACCCAUCAUCCAUUGGCAUUUGGUCCCUGACUCCCUGAGCGUUUGGUGUUGGUUUGAGUAGCACCGUGGUCAGGGCCAGGAGUCAUGUACAUGUACAUGCAUUGUUACACGUGUAGUUCUGAUCAGGAGACAGACAGUGCAUCCCUUUCCCAUCAGCUCUGCAUGAGUCCUUGUUGUUUCGAGGGGGUCACUGUCAGUCAGAAGGCACUUCAAGGCUUUCACUUCAAGUUUCAGUAGACCGGUACGUUGACUCAUUUCAAGGCUUGAGUCCUGAUGAGCUGAGGAUGAUGUGGAAUGCAACAAUCCAACCAUUACAUAAACCAUGUGCAAGCGCUGGUACAACUGCCACAUAUACAUGUGCGCAGAUUGAGUACAUGUACAUGACACGUGUAUCUGUAAUAGCAACACUACCUUGGAGGUGCCCCUUGGCCUUGUGGGCCUUGACAAAUGACAGAUCUAAUCAUUCUCUUUAUAAAACUGUCUUGCAUUUGAAGCUUUCAUGUCAUAGCGACCAAUCAUGCUAGUUUUACUUGUGGUUGAGUGGCAGUGUUUAAGUAGAUGUGCUUGUUGCCUGUCCAAAGCACACAGUACAGUACUACUAGUACUCUACUAGUACUAGUCACUACGUUGUAGGCGUGACCCUAUGUUUCUCACACAGGUCUCUGCGGCUGAGAAUGGCUUGGUGUCUAGUCACUUAUUUUGCCGGUCGAUUUGCCGAGUGUACAUGUACAUGACUUUCAGUUUGUAAUGUGUGAGCUGUUGA